Molecule: messenger RNA, 1230 nt
Organism: Camellia sinensis
Lineage: Eukaryota; Viridiplantae; Streptophyta; Magnoliopsida; Ericales; Theaceae
Source: RefSeq, a predicted model, not a curated record
CUCUCUUACCACCUCCAGUGAAGUCACCACCUCCUCCAUACAUCUACAAAUCCCCACCUCCACCAGUGAAGUCACCACCACCACCCUACUAUUACAAAUCACCACCUCCCCCAGUGAAAUCACCACCUCCACCUCCAUACUACUACAAAUCACCACCACCUCCAGUGAAGUCACCACCCCCUCCAUACAUCUACAAAUCCCCACCACCCCCAAUGAAGUCACCACCUCCUCCAUACAUCUACAAAUCUCCACCUCCACCAUCUAAGUCUCCUCCACCACCCUACUAUUACAAAUCACCACCUCCUCCAAUGAAAUCACCACAUCCACAUCCAUACCACUACAAAUCACCACCACCUCCAAUGAAGUCACCACCUCCUCCAUACAUCUACAAAUCCCCACCUCCACCAUCUAAGUCUCCACCACCACCCUACUAUUAUAAAUCACCACCUCCCCCAGUGAAAUCACCACCUCCACCUCCAUACUACUACAAAUCACCACCUCCACCAGUUAAGUCACCACCACCUCCAUACUACUACAAAUCCCCUCCUCCCCCUUCACCAUCUCCUCCACCUCCAUACUAUUAUAAGUCUCCUCCACCUCCAUCUCCCUCGCCGCCACCUCCUUAUUACUAUAAGUCACCACCUCCUCCAUCUCCAUCACCACCACCUCCAUACUACUACAAAUCCCCUCCUCCCCCUUCACCAUCUCCUCCACCUCCAUACUAUUAUAAGUCUCCUCCACCUCCAUCUCCCUCGCCGCCACCUCCUUAUUACUAUAAGUCACCACCUCCUCCAUCUCCAUCACCACCACCUCCAUACUACUACAAAUCCCCUCCUCCCCCUUCACCAUCUCCUCCACCUCCGUACUAUUAUAAGUCUCCUCCACCUCCGUCUCCCUCGCCGCCACCUCCUUAUUACUAUAAGUCACCACCUCCUCCAUACUAAACAAGUCACUACAAGUGAUCAACUCAUGUCAUAGGUUAAUGGAAAAUGUAAUUGCUAUAAGAAGGAAAAGGAUACUAUGUUGGGGUUCAUUGAGCUUAGUCAUGACAUGCUUCUGGAGAAUAAAGUGGGCUCAAACAAUCCAUAUGCUUCAAAUUUUGCUUUUAUGAAAAUUUCAUGUUGCAAUCAUGUAUUUAGAUACACUUUGUGUUUUCUUAUAUGUUCAAUCAAUGUAUGUCUAGAUGUUGAUACAUUUGAGAUAAUAAAAAUCAACUUUAUGAAUAAAGAA